AUGCCGUUGAAACCUUCCAAGACAAUGCCAACCCACUUCCUCUGCAUCCCCCUCGUGACAGCCCACUCGCGCCCGCAACUCACCGCCUCCCUCUCCGCUUUCCGAAGCGACAUCUGCUCGCCGCGCGCCCAGGGCGGCUUCGACGCACCGCCCGACGCGAUCCGCCCCGUUGGGACGCUGCAUCUCACCCUGGGCGUGCUGAGCUUUCCCCGCGGGGAGGAAGGCGAGGGGAAGCUUGCGAGGGCAAGGGAAGUGCUUUUAGGGUUGAAAGUAGGUGAGAUUUGGCGGGGUGUUCGGAGGGAAUGGAAAGGGGAAGCAGAAGAAGGCAUCAAGAUCACCCUACGCGGGCUGGCGUCCAUGCAGCCUGCUGCCCGAGCGACUGUGCUCUACGCGCCGCCGGUGGAUCAGCAUGGUCUGCUACAAGCGUUCUGUGAGAAGGUCAGGGCAGCGUUUAGGGAGGCCGAGAUAAUGGAGGAUGAGGGCCGGCCGCUGCUCUUGCACGCCACCCUCGUCAAUACCGUGUAUGUCAAGGGCAAUAAGCGGGAUGGGGCAAGUAAUGAUCGAGGGAGAGGUGGCAGGGGCGGUAGGGGAGACAAGAAGUGGGAUCGUCUGGUCUUUGAUGCUACGGGGAUUAUUGACCGUUAUGAAGAUCAAGUAUGGAUGGAGAAUGUGCCGGUCGAAAGGGUGGCCAUAUGUAGGAUGGGCGCGAAAAAAGUGGUUGUAGACGGGCAGGAGGAUGAGGCGUAUGAGGUUGAGGCUGAGGUCGAGUUUUAGUCUGCAACAGGCGUGUGAAGAUUCCAUAUAUCUACAUCCAGUCACUUACGGUAGAUCUCAACGAGUUCCAACCAAUAUGCCUACCAU
Messenger RNA from Parathielavia appendiculata, 861 nucleotides. RefSeq lists its product as uncharacterized. Bases 1 to 774 code for a protein of 257 amino acids. The transcript has 2 exons. Gene Ontology annotation, cellular component: nucleus. NCBI's taxonomy places the organism in Eukaryota, Fungi, Ascomycota, Sordariomycetes, Sordariales, Chaetomiaceae. Gene Ontology annotation, biological process: regulation of DNA-templated transcription; DNA alkylation repair. The record is from RefSeq and is a predicted model, not a curated record.